AUGGUUUCCGUCUCGACCUGGUUCCGAUACAUAGCCCACAAGCUCGAAUACUCCGUCUCUCUCAGCUGGAAGAGCUAUAAACGAGGUCAAAUCACUGACAGAGAAGUAGGUGAUACUGUUUGGAAAAACUUUUUCCAGGGGAAGUUGACAUACUUGCAUUGGAACAAAGGAGAGGAGAUGGCCCCGACAAUAACAGGGCAGGGGGGAACUCUUCUUGUCCGAAAAUUACCUGCAGCAGAUCCAACGCGUGUUUUCGUUGGUGAUGUUGUGGUCUUGAAGAACCCUGAAAACUCAGAUAGCCAUCUGGUCCGGAGAUUAGCUGCCAUUGAAGGGUAUGAAAUGGUGUCCGCUGAUGAAAAAGAUGAACCUUUUGUUCUUGAGAAGGAUCAGUGCUGGGUGUUGGCUGACAAUGAGAAUUUAAAGCCCAAGGAAGCCAAUGACAGCCGAACAUUUGGCCCUGUUUCCAUGGCAGAUAUAGUUGGCAGAGCGAUAUAUUGCCUUAGGACAGCCGUGGAUCAUGGUCCUGUGCAGAACAGUCAUUUCAGUAUGCGCAAGGAUUCCCCCGUGUUGGAAAUUGAACUAGACGUUGAUGAGAUGGCGAAGAGGCACAAAGCAUAG
This is a messenger RNA of Ilex paraguariensis (yerba mate), 618 nucleotides long. NCBI's taxonomy places the organism in Eukaryota, Viridiplantae, Streptophyta, Magnoliopsida, Aquifoliales, Aquifoliaceae. The record is from the annotation of a GenBank genome assembly.